This is a messenger RNA of Symbiodinium sp. CCMP2592, 2463 nucleotides long. Lineage: Eukaryota; Dinophyceae; Suessiales; Symbiodiniaceae. The record is from the annotation of a GenBank genome assembly.
AUGGACUUUGCCACCGAAGCAAAGUAUGACGUUCUCACGGUGAACGGUAUGAGAUACUCGGGGGUCUCAGGAGAUAGCUUCACGGAGCCCGCGCUGGCGGUCGGUGACGUCUUCGUUCUGUGGACGGACAUCGUGUGGGAAUCGGAUUAUCGCGACAGCAACAUUGGUUGGAAGCUAUGCGUCGACCCCCUUCCAUCAUGUUUCGAUGGUCUGUCCCUACACCCAGCACCAGUGGCAGAUUGUCCUCGUGAUGGCGAGGUGUCCCUUAUGGAUUGCCAGACUGCUGAGCCAGGUGCUCUGUGUUUGGGCGGCAAGGACUGUGGCACCAGGGGCGACAUCAACAACUGCUAUGACAGCCUGCUCACUCAUCCGCCCACGCUUGAUGUCUACAGGAAGGGCAAUGGCACGACUCGAACCACGACUGGAACAACCCUCACGACGCAAACAAGUAUCACCCACACAAGCUCCACCAGAACGUUCACGACACAGCCAGCCCCUGCUUAUCUCGAGGUGUGGUCGGUGUCGGGGCCCUGUGCUGUCAUUGCGGGCUGCGUGCAAAGCCCGCACUUCCCGGACCAAUAUUCCGAUCGCGAAUCCUGCACUGUAUCGCUACCGCGGCCACAUACGUUCCAUGUAAGCGUGUUUGCGACUGAGAGCUACGAUAAGCUUCAGCUGGAUGGUGUCCCAUACUCGGGUCGGGAACUUGCAGCUGGUGAUUCUCUUUAUGUGCAGUCAUCAAUUCAGUGGACAUCAGAUGCAUCCAUAGUUGAUGCAGGUUGGAGGCUUUGCCUGGCAGGAGCCGCUACAGACAUGACAGUGCGUGACCCCGGGCUCUCAACAGCGUGGGUCAUUUGCCUUACCGUGCUGUCCACAGCGGUGCUUCUUGUGCCCGUGGUGUUGUGCAUCGCACGUGCUCGAAAGGGCCAGAAGGCCCUUCCCAAGGAGGCUGUGGAGGUGGAGGCGAUUGAGGCGACAACAGGCACUGCAGGCAGCACCCCUGCAGGAGAGAAGGAUGCUGUUUCGGUCUCUCGAGAAGACCUGGACAAUGCCAUGAGGGCUGUCAUCGCAGCCGCAGCCUUCAAUGCAUUGGAUGUCAACGGGGACGGCACGAUUUCAAGGAUGGAGUUUGCGCAGCACUGCGCCGCAAAAGGAGUAGCCCCAGCAACUGCAACAGCUGCUUUUGCAACGCUGGACCUCGAUGCUGAUGGCGUCAUUACCCAGCAGGAAUUUGCAGCCCAUGUGCUGCAGUCGGGGUUGGCCCACCCGCACGUCGAAUGUCAGGGCACAUGGGUGAUGGACCUGCCCAGCGGUAGCAGGGCCAUCGCGACAGUAGUCGGAGCGCAGGUCUCAUGCGCCGGUCAAGGCUUUGUCUUGCAAGGGGAUGAGGACAGCACGUUUUUCCACUGGCAGGAUGGCACUCGUCAGCAGCUGACAGUUACUGAUCGGGAUGGACUUGUCUGGACAAAGGGAGGUAGGUGGCCCCAGGCCCUUCGAUGGACCCGUGUGCCGUCCUGCCCGAUGGCACCGGAUUGCGUGAACAUGGAGCUGAAAAUCAGCGAAGGUGAUGAGUGCAGCAAAUGUGGAAAGGAGCCACGGGCAGGAUCUUGGGUGUGGAUGUGCCCCUCGCACGACACAUGCCUGUGUCCGCAGUGCGCUCCAGUUCCCCGGGAGGCGGUCCUGGGGAUUUCGGCAGCCUGGGUGAUCGACCGCUUUCCAGAGAUGGCAAGAUCAGCGACGGGAAUGGCCAAUCCCAAUUUCCACGAGAUCUGCCCUGCAGUUGCCAUGGGGCCGCGAGGGCUUGGCUUCGGCAAGACUUGUCCGAGAGAUGGCCGACCUGGAUGCAGUGUUGUAGAUGCCGUGGAAGAAGAGCACAGAGGACGUGCAACUCACUUUGUGUCUUGGUGCUGGGCGUAUUCGCUGAACGACUUCGUCAGUGCGCUGCAGUCUUGGGUCGUGACGGAAGACGUGCAUGCCGGUGACGUGUACCUGUGGGUAUGCUUCUUCUGCAACAACCAGUAUCGCAUGCUCGAAUCUGGCACGCGGACCGGCUCGGAUGAGCUCAAAGCUGUGUUUGAGACUCAUCUAGGUGCAACCGGACGGAUGCUUCUGAUGUUGGACAGUUUCGUGCAGCCAAAGUACAUAUCGAGGGCUUGGUGUAUAUUCGAAAGCUUCGUGUGCAUCGACAAAAAGUUUGCGAUGUCGAUCAUUCUCCCAGAGAGCUCGGGUGCCAAGUUCAAGCAAACUUUGGACAGCGCAGGUGGAUUCAGCAAGCUUCAGGAGGCUUUCGAGGCCAUGGACGUAAGGUAUGCGGAGGCUUCCAGCAAAGCCGACGAGGACAUGAUAAAGAAAUUGAUCCUGACAAGCAGUGGCUUCGACGUUGUGAAUGGUGCCGUCAAGACUCGCCUGCUCAAGUGGCUUACAGACGUGUUCCGCAAGCACUUGCUGAGCCAACCAGCGAAGUAA